Diceros bicornis minor is the source of this 12481-nucleotide messenger RNA. It is a transcript of the gene ENAH, whose product is annotated as ENAH actin regulator. NCBI's taxonomy places the organism in Eukaryota, Metazoa, Chordata, Mammalia, Perissodactyla, Rhinocerotidae. The record is from RefSeq and is a predicted model, not a curated record. The coding region runs from base 550 to 3039 and encodes 829 amino acids. Gene Ontology annotation, molecular function: profilin binding; SH3 domain binding. The transcript has 16 exons. Gene Ontology annotation, biological process: actin polymerization or depolymerization; axon guidance; actin polymerization-dependent cell motility.
GCUCCCCGCAGUUCGGCGGGGGGUGCGCCCGGCCCCCCGCCUCCCCUCCCCGCGCACCGCCCCCUCGCCCCCGGGGAAGGAGGGGAGGAGGGCGGCGCCUGCGUGCUCCUCCGCGCGCCCCGCCUUCUCCCGGGCCGCUCGCGGCGAUCCCGACUCUCCUCCCGCGGCUGCCGCAGCUGCCGCUUGCACACGGCCUGGGCGGCGGGCGCGGCGGGCGCGGGCCUGGGAGCGGCGGCCGGGGCACCCCUCCGAGCGCGGCCGAGGGAGCUCCGGCGGCGGCGGGGGAGGCGGGAGGCGGCGGCCGCCGCGGACCCGCUCGGCGCCUCGGCCUCUCCGCCCCCUCCCCAGCCUUUCUUGCGCUGUCUGCGCUCCCGCUCCGGCCGGCGCCGCGGCUUUGUGCGCGGAGAUGGUGUAGCCCCCGCGCGCCCCGAGGAGGAGCCGCACGCUGUCUCCAGUCUCCGAGCUGCGUCCCCGCCCCCGGAGCACAGACCCCCCCCCCUCGGCUCGGCGUCUCCCGGCUGCUGGGGACACCUCGGCGGCGCCGGCACCAUGAGUGAACAGAGUAUCUGUCAGGCAAGAGCUGCUGUGAUGGUUUAUGAUGAUGCGAAUAAGAAGUGGGUGCCAGCUGGGGGCUCAGCUGGGUUCAGCAGAGUUCAUAUAUAUCACCAUACAGGCAACAACACAUUCAGAGUGGUGGGCAGGAAGAUUCAGGACCAUCAGGUGGUGAUAAACUGUGCCAUUCCUAAGGGGUUGAAGUACAAUCAAGCGACACAGACCUUCCACCAAUGGCGAGAUGCUAGACAGGUGUAUGGUCUCAACUUUGGCAGCAAAGAAGAUGCCAAUGUCUUCGCAAGUGCCAUGAUGCAUGCCUUAGAGGUGUUGAAUUCCCAGGAAACAGCCCAGAGCAAGGUUACUGCUACCCAGGACAGCACUAAUUUGCGAUGUAUUUUCUGUGGGCCAACAUUGCCUAGACAAAAUUCACAACUGCCUGCCCAAGUUCAAAAUGGCCCAUCACAAGAAGAAUUGGAAAUUCAAAGAAGGCAACUGCAAGAACAGCAGCGACAGAAGGAACUGGAGCGGGAAAGGCUGGAGAGAGAAAGAGCGGAGAGGGAGAGGUUGGAGAGGGAGAGGUUGGAGAGGGAGAGGCUGGAGAGGGAGCGCCUAGAACAGGAACAGCUGGAGAGAGAGAGACAAGAACGCGAACGGCAGGAUCGCCUGGAGAGGGAGCGGCAGGAGCGGCAGGAGCGGGAGCGGCUGGAGAGGCUGGACCGGGAGCGGCUGGAGAGGCUGGAGCGGGAGCGGCUGGAGAGAGAGCGGCAGGAGCAGCUGGAGAGGGAGCAGCUGGAAUGGGAGCGGGAGCGGAGAGCAUCCAGCGCUGCUCCAUCUUCAGAGAGCCCCCUGUAUAAUGCUCCACUUCCUGAGUAUGCCAGUUGCCAGCUUCCUUCAGCACCUCCUCCAUCAUACGCUAAAGUCAUCUCAGCUCCAGUGUCCGGUGCCACUCCUGAUUACGCUGUAGUGACCGCUUUGCCACCUUCUUCCACACCCCCUACACCACCACUUCGACAUCCAGCGACACGUUUUGCAACCUCCCUAGGUUCAGCCUUCCACCCUGUCCUGCCCCAUUACGCUACAGUUCCUCGUCCUCUGAACAAAAACUCUCGGCCUUCCUCUCCCGUGAACACGCCCUCUCCUCAGCCUCCGGCUAUGAAGCCCUGUGCCUGGUCUACUUCCAAUUUCUCGCCCCUCCCUCCGUCUCCUCCAGUAAUGAUUAGCAGCCCCCCGGGCAAAGCUACUGGUCCCAGGCCUGUCCUCCCUGUUUGUGUUUCUUCUCCUGUGCCCCAAAUGCCUCCAUCGCCGACAGCCCCCAAUGGGCUGCUGGACUCUGUCACAUGUCCAGUGUCUCCACCGCCUACCUCAGGGCCAGCAGCGCCGCCUCCGCCGCCGCCUCCACUGCCUUCCCUCGCACCACCCUCACACUGUGGAUCUCAAGCCUCUCCUCCUCCGGGCACCCCUGUUGCCUCAACUCCCUCAUCCAAGCCCAGUGUUCUCCCUUCUCCCCCUGCAGCUGCCCCUGCCUCUGUGGAGACUCCUCUAAACUCUGUGCUGGGGGACUCCUCUGCUUCUGAGCCAGGCUUGCAGGCAGCCUCUCAGCCGGCUGAGACUCCAGCCCCACAGGGCAUUGUCUUGGGACCACCUGCACCUCCACCGCCCCCUCCCCUCCCACCAGGUCCUGCCCAGGCUUCAGCCACACUCCCUCCACCCCCAGGACCCCCUCCACCCCCUCCUCUUCCCUCCUCAGGGCCUCCGCCUCCGCCUCCUCCACCCCCCCUUCCUAACCAAGUGCCCCCUCCUCCUCCACCACCGCCCGCUCCUCCUCUCCCUGCAUCUGGAUUUUUUGCGGCAUCCAUGUCAGAAGACAAUCGCCCUUUAACUGGACUCGCAGCUGCCAUUGCUGGAGCAAAACUUAGGAAAGUGUCACGGAUGGAGGAUGCCUCUGCCCCAAGUGGAGGGAGUACCAUUGGCGUGAAUUCGGCCUCGUCUAAAACAGAUUCAGGUCGUGGAAAUGGACCCCUUCCUUUAGGGGGUAGUGGUUUAAUGGAAGAAAUGAGUGCCCUGCUGGCCAGGAGGAGAAGAAUUGCUGAAAAGGGAUCAACAAUAGACACAGAACAAAAAGAGGACAAAAAUGAAGAUUCAGAGCCUGUAACUUCUAAGGUGUCUUCAACAAGUACAGCUGAACCAACAAGAAAACCUUGGGAAAGAACAAAUACAAUGAAUGGCAGCAAGUCACCUGUUAUCUCCAGACGGGAUUCUCCAAGGAAAAAUCAGAUUGUUUUUGACCACAGGUCCUAUGAUUCAUUACACAGACCCAAAUCUGCACCCUCCUCACAGCCCAGUGCCAACGGGGUCCAGACAGAGGGACUGGACUAUGACAGGUUGAAGCAGGACAUUUUAGAUGAAAUGAGAAAAGAAUUAACAAAGCUAAAAGAAGAGCUCAUUGAUGCAAUCAGGCAGGAACUGAGCAAGUCAAAUACCGCGUAGAGCAGCAAACUAAGGAGAGAAGGGACUUGAAUCUGGAGAGAGAAAAAAAAAAACCUACAAACAACAACUGUUAACAACAACAAACCCCUACAUUUUGUGAGCUGUGAGAAGAAAAUGGAGACAAACAGUCAGAAGGAGGGAAAAACCAACGUGUUUGAAAGCCGUCAGACAUUAUUACUCUGGUGAUAAGCUAUUUCCCUCCCAGUUUGCUGCUUUUUUCUGACCUUUACAGCAGGAUGGAAGAGAGUGGUAUAAGAGUUCCUAUAACAGUUAUGCAGAAAAUACUAAACCCGUCAGGCGAGAUCACCGUGCAUUCAAAUAUUUUCAUGUCAAGAAAAAAAUCGCACACUUCCCACAAUCCAUUGCUAAAAUAAAGAGGAGAAAGGCUUAAGAAGUUUUUUUCAGAGAGCGCUGAUGAAGAAUUUAGCAAGUUAUGCUAUUGUAUUGUAAAUGUUUCUCUCAGGUUUGUCUUCCUAUCGUAUUUGAUAUUCCAUGAAUAAUUGAGAUCAGCCCUGUGUAGGUUAAGAUCUUAAAAUGCGGAACAAAUGGAAUUGUAUGUGCUUUCCAAAGGGUGAUAUUUAUAAGAAAGUGUCCUAAAAAUGACUUAUCCAGCUUGAGGAAUUUUAGAGUGAUAGGAAGUCUCUCGUUAGCCUUCAUGCAAUUUUGUAGAUUAAAACAUAAAAUUCGUCCAGAAUUGAAAGAUUUAGAUGCCUUCUUAAAUUGUUACAAUGCUUUACCAAAUCUGUGACUCCUACAUAACACAAACCAGUGGUCAAAUGUAAAACAAUGUAUUGUAGAUUUACUGUAGGUUUUCAACCUUUUUUAGAUUUAUGCAUGUGGACAUUUUUAUAAUGUAAUUACAACCACCACAAAAUUAGCUUUUUAAAUUGCAGACAGUAAUGCAUGUCACACUAACACGUAGUGGCCUUCUCAAGGCCUAGUCCCAGGGAGAACAUUUUGUAGAGUAUAGGGGAGUGGGAGGAAGGGAAGGAAUAAUUUUUUAUUUAAAGUUAAUUUCUGCACUCUCUUUUUUUCUCAAUUACCUGCAUGAAUAAUAACGAGGAAUAUUUUGUGACUUUAAUUGGUAAAUAUGUUAUCAGAACCAAGUACUGAAUCUUUUACAUCAUGUCUUCAGCUCUUUAUAUUUUAACUUCAGUAAUUUCAGUGGCCUGAAACAUGAUUCUGAGCUUCACACGAGUUCUCUCUUACUGUGGAACUCAAAAGUUCGAUCCCUGAAUUUGGCGGUUACCAUGACCUAGGUGCCCUGCAGUCCUACAGGCCUUCAGGUACACGUUCCUGACAAGGAAGCUGCUUUUGAACUUUGUUAUGUUCAAAUACGAGAAGUAACAAUGAUGGCAGCCAUUAAGGUCGCAUAAAUCAUUAGGUAAAGGGAAACCAAUGAUGAGUUCUUUGUAAUUUUCUUUUAAUAAAUAAAGUGAGAUGUAGGUGGUGGGAAGAAGGAAUUAGAUACUCUACUUACCACCGUGUCUGUGCGUGUGUGUGUGGGUGUGGUGUGCACACGCAUGUGUGUAUGUAAUCCACUCCGUUUUCUUUGAAACUCGUAAGAUUAAAAUAGGGGAGAAAUCCUAUAUGUUGCAAUGAUAGAUUUUUAAACAAAUUUAGGAAAUCGGAAAUUCUCCGGGCUCUCCAUCUUGAUUUAUGCUUGAGUUAUGUGCCAUAUUUGCUUUGAAAUCUUUGAUUAUCAGUUUUACUAAAAUUUCAAGGACAUAAUCCAUUUUCAUCUGUUUUCUAGAUCUCUUACAUCUCAGUUCAUAACACAGAGCUUGUUGAUAGCAUAGUUUUCUAAAUGCUGCAGAUUUGCAGCCAUUUCCACUUCAAAGAGGUUUGAAUGAGGGAAUUUUUUUUCCUUGUUAAAAUAGUUUCUGUUUCUGUAGAAACUUCAUUUUGAGAUUAAUCUGUGAUGGAUGAGCUAUGAUAAUUCAUAUACGGUUCUUUUUUCUGUCAACUAUUCACUGUCAUGCAAUAGUAGUUAAAGGCAUUAAAGAUACAGCAAGCUUUUAAAGUACUAUUUUCUAAAAGAAAUAGGAGAGAUUUUCAUCUUUAUUAUUGUACUUUUGGUUAUACAAACACUUUGAUGAUAUAAACAUUUAUGUCCCCUAUAAAUCUGGUCAGAAAUCACUUUUGAUUUUGUUGAUUAAGUUAAAUAGUCAGUGGUAGGAUAGAGUACUGGGUACACGUGGUCCAAAGUAAGGUAAAAGACUACAAUAAAUUGCUAGAUCUUAAAAAGAAACUGGUUUAUGCACUAAACGUUUUGUGCCUUGGUCUAAUAUUAACACGAUGUCUGUGUGAAAUGGCAAAAAGAACCAGUGUCGAAUCACGUUCUAUUUUCCAUCAUUUUGCAUUAUCCCAGAUUGCUAAUGUGUUCUUUCCAAGAGAUUUGAUUGAAUUACUCUAUACAUUUACUGUCAGGCAUGACAGUUUUGUCAUUGUUAGAGAUUUCAGUAAUUAAAAUGGGCAACAGAAGCUUAAGUUAUUUUCCUUCUCAAAACUGUGUUCCUUGGAGCCACUUUAUUCUGAUGGUGUUCGUGCUCUUGUUCAUUGGAUGUCUUAAGCUCAGUGCAGUUUAGGGAUCCUUUCUAAUGACAGGAAGGUACUCCUUUCCUCAACACUGUGAUCUGACCUGUGACAAAUCUGUACUAUACACUCUGUCAAUGGCUAACCGGUCAAUUGCAAACCAACUGAAUGUACAAACCUUAGUGCUGGUGCUGAAAUCUCUUGAGAACAGUCAUCACGAUUUCAAAGUUUGUUUUGAAAUUUGCAAGCAUCAAGUGUCAAUCAAAACUGAAGAUGAAACACUAAUGAAUGUCGAAUUCUCAUGCUUUAGGUGUACUUCCUUUUUAGAUUUUCGGUUCUCUGCUAUUUUUACCGCACUGUUUCAUUUAAAUUUCCUACACGCUAACUUCGUUUGUGCGAUUGAAAUAAAAUUGCAGUAUAUACAUGUUGCUUGUUUGUGACACUUAGAUAAUCAUCUGAAAUAAUCUGUUGGUUCUAAAAUAAGUUAUAUUGAAUGUGAAGAACACUUUUUAACGUCCACGACUUCACUGCUUAAAGUUUACAUAUCACGUCACGAUUCUUUAAGGAUUUCAUACAAUUCAUAAAUACUGAGUAGUGUAUACAAAGGGAAUGUGUGUAAUGUGUCUCCUUUUUGUUUGAAAUAACUGUUGGCUGUUCCCUCUUUGUUCUUAUUUUCUCUCGGCCCAGCUUGACACAGUGUCUUACUCUCAUAGUCAAGAGAAUGGUAAAUAUUUAAUUUUACUCUGUUUUGUUCUACAACAUAGUCAGAUGCUUAAACUCAUUUGUGCAGUUAAAAUCUUCCUUUAUGUAGUUUGCAGGGUAAAGGACAUUGUGUGGUAAAGGGCCUUAUCAAGUACUGAACUUUAAAUACAAUAAAAUCUGUAUCUAUAAUGUUAUUUAUACAUUAUGCCAAUUUCUGGAAACCUGCGUAUAAGCCACAGUACUUUUUAUCUGCCUCUUAUGAAGGAUUAAUUUUGAGUUCCAUUUUAAAAUUUUGAUGUCUUCAUUAGAAAUACAAUAAUCCUUGUCUUUUUUCUUUUACCAGACCCCACUUUCCCCUCCACCAUCCUCUCCACUUCUCCUGGAUUGCGUGUUCCUGUCAUUCAUUGACACUGCAGCCAUUUACAGUCCACAGCUCUAAAAAUUUUCUGAUUUUUUUCUUUCCAUCCUGCCUCAGGUUCUUGCUUCCCUUCAUAUAUAAAUCAGAAUGUUUGUCUACAAACUAAAGUCACUUCCCAUUCAAGAAUGAAUUAAGUAGCAGAUGGCAGUCUUUUAAAUUUACCUAGCUACAACUUUUGUGUCUCCUGAAUUUGUAUAUACUUUCAUUGCUGUUGUGAAGAAUUGGCCUUUACAUGCUAAGUAACAUUAUCCUAGGAAGCACAGGUUACAAAGGAUGCUGCAGGGUCUCUGUCAUUCCUUUUUGUAGCCAUCAUAACUUCAUAACCCCAGUACUUUUAAAGUUUUAACUAUUAUAAGCAUAAAAAUGACAUCAUAUAAAGCAUACUGUGUGAAAGAACUCUCCAGGAGCUCUUAACUCCAGGAGCUCUUAACAGGAAAGCUGUUAUAAAAUCCGCUUUCCUAAAGACAUUUACUCUAACAUUCACUUCAAAACUCCAAACCUGAUCCUGCUAGUACUGUUUUUGUUUUUAAUAGAUGAAUUCAUGUCUGUACAUCUCGAAGCUCCAAGGAAUGAGAAAGAUAUCCCAAGAGAAUAUUGGAAUUAGUGAUGCUUAAUACCUCUGACUUCAUGAGAAGCCAUUUAACAUUUAUACUUAGAUGCUUUUGAAGUCAAAACUUGAGGUAUGUGUAAGGAAUCUUCGUGAAUCUGAGUGAACGAAAUUGUCCUAGGCACCUUUGGCUGCAUAAAGACACGUGGAGAACGUUUACUUUUUACGAAUAGUUUUGUCUUGAGUAUAAGCACAUUUGACUAGAAGCUGAAGUUGGUAACCCUUCAAGAAAGGCCAUUCAUAUGAGCCAAUACAGUGAGGUUGUAAUACAGAUUUUCUCUGUUCGCAACAUCCAAAUAGGCUGUGGAUUAGGUUUAUUACCUUUAUGUUGUCUCUAGAUAAUUUUUGAGAAUCAAGAGGUGUUUAUAUCUGUUAAUAAUACUGGAGAAAUGAAACCUUCCCAUUUUAAAACAAUAAAAUUAGGAUGGUUAGGAAUAUUCAGCUUCAACAUAAAUGGAGUUCUAGGAUAAAUCCUUUGUUGAAUACCAAUGACAGAUUCACGUAAGAGGCAAACUGAGUUUUUUGGUAAGGAUACAUUUGAAAAAUGCUUAAAUAUGAACUUUGUAAAUUUAUGUCUUUUUUCUAAAUAGUUCAUAAAGUAACAAUCCUCGUGAGAGAGUAAGUAAAUGACUUGGUCAUAAUAACUUAGGAUGUUAAAAGAAUUACUGCUGCAUUUACUGGUUAUUUCUGUUAAAUCUGUAUACGUGAAGAUCGAGAAAGCAAGAAAGUGACUUUUCUUGUCACUUAUAAAUGUUGUCCGUUGUACAUAAACUCUCUAAACUGAAAUGGUAGCAUCAUUUAAGGCCUGCAGUAGGCCUCAAAUACUUGCUGAUUAAUUUAACAUACAGAGUAAAUAAAGCUGAAACUUCAGUUAAGUGUUUGAGCCAAAAGACCGUAGUCACUGGGCUGUGGCCCACUUCUAUGAGGCAUAUUGAAUACUCAGAAAUUGAGCGUAGAGCAGAACCUCUGGACGCUUCUGGUGUAGGGCCACGGGAUUCCCAGGUCAAGGGAGAGGAGGGGGGCAUGGGGGGCGGCAGAGAGUAAAGAGAAGAAAUGCACGUCUGAAAAGUGCUCUCCUUUACCUCACUUUUUAAAGGCAUGUAACUCCUAGUAGUUACAUGAUUCAAAUAUACCAGUGAACUGGUCGCUAAAUUCACCCUUCUCACCACAAUUAAGUUCUGAGAGAAUACAGCUUUCCAUUUUAAUAAAAAUUAUUAGAAGAGUUUACAUAUUUCAUUAAAGGACUAAAUUUGCAUUUAUUCCAUAAAAAAGUCUGUCUGUAAACAACAACCUCAUAGUUUAUCAUGUUAUAAAUUUGAUUUAACUGCCUUCCUCCGAUUCCAAGAAUGUUUUCUUUAGCAUAGGUAACAGAAUUUAAAAUUAUAUGUAUAAAAUAGAAAUUGCUAAUAUAGGCAGUGAGUAAUGUUAGGGGUUUGUUUGGUUUUUAGUAGAUGGUUGUUCUUCCAAGAAGGCUUAGAAUAGAUAGAAAAGCAUGCAUUCGGUUCUUUGGAUUACACGGGAAAUGGCACUUAGAAAAAAGGAAAUUUGCAUUGACAGAGGUUUAUAUUGAGCGAUCUUUAAUUCUCCAUCAGGUCCAAAAGUUUCCAUUCAAAUCCACAGAAACUGAUAAAACCGAGAAAAUAGAUUCUUGUCUUAGAUUUGAAAUAUACGCGAUUGUAACCAUACGAAAGAAACAUGCCACAGAAGGCUUUUUAAAAUAUGGUUCUUAAAAAGCCCUUAGUCACAUCCGUUGAACCUCUAAGGCCUUUUUUUAAAGAUGAAAGGCAUUUUUUAGAACGUAUGUCAAUUGGCUUCAUUUAAAUUUUAGGUGAGAAAUAUCAACUUGGGGCUUUCAUUGUCACCACUUUGAACUCGAGUGUAAACUGGGUUGGUUCUACCCACGUGGCUUUGGGUGUUUGACAUGUUUCAGAGUGUCCCUAGACACUCAAAUCCUCAAGUCUGCGGCUUGUCCGUUCUGGGUGGUGGACUAACCUAGCAUAUAAACAAACGUGAGCCCCUUCUGACCACCCCAGGGCUGCUGGUUGGACAGGUGAGGAGUUUGGGUCGACCCAAGCUGGUUCUGUACCUCAGAACGGGCCUGGAAGCAUUGGUAGUAGCCACCAACUGAGUUACUAAAACUUCCAGGGAGAAGAAUCACUCUGCCCUCAGAAAAGUAUUGGGAGAGUGUAGCUAUUCAGAAGAAAACCACAUUAAACUCGGGCAUCAUUUUCUUUUCUACUUAUUUAUUACCAAGGGGGUGGCAUUUCAGGCUCAAACCAGGAAUUUAUAAUUUGGUUUCCUCACCGUAGAUAGCUUGUCACUGUAAGUUUCACUUGCUGAAAUUGAGGUUGGAGGGAUCGUGUUUGGUGCUCACAUGAAAUAGCCUUGUUCCUGGAAGUACAGAUUGUUCCAGGAUUCUGAGUUAAUCCACUUCUAGGCCCCUUUUCCUAGACUUGCUGCCUUCUGUUCCUCUGCGUUGCUGCUCUCUCCUCCCUUGUGUGUGGAGUGGCAGGCGGGUCAUUGGAUGGUACCAGGCUGGCUUAACCAGCUGUCAGACCAUGGGGCAGGGCGGUUACCCUUUCCAGGCCUCGUCUCUGAGGUCCCCUCCACCUCUGACACCCAGUUCUGCUCUUCUACAGUCAGUGUCCUCUGCUGCUACUGGUUGGUUGGUUCUUUUUUGAUCCAAUGGAAACAUCUGAGUUUUGCUCUCUGGUAUUAAUUAUUCUAAAAUCUUAGACCCCAUUCACUGAAAGACGUACAUCCCAGGUGUGAACAAUAAGGAAAAGUCAAUGAAGUGAGACCUUGAGGUCAGUAGUGUGGUAUCAAGUGUUAGUGCUGUGCUGUGCUGCAUACGUUUCCUCUCUGCAUCGUCCGUGUGCUGUCAUGGAUCGGACUACCCCGUACAUCAGCAGUGUCCCACAUCCUCUCUGGCUACCGCCCUCCCGACCUGCAAGCACACUGCCAUCCAAAAAUGACCAACUGUAAUGUGAUGGGGUCAUAGGAGACCUGAGACCCAGGCUCCAAUUAUGAUGUAUCAGUGACAGUCCUUUUGAUUCUCUUUUUGGUCCAGGAGCUAUUUUUAAGUUCACAGACCCUCCAGAGCUGGAUGGAGUGAAGCAGCCCUCCUUUUUCCUGAGGAAGAAUGCACUUGAGUGGUUUCCAUAUCCCCUGAACCUGCUGGGCUGUUGUUUCUUCUGUCACUGUCAUCCUUGAGGAAAAAAGGAGUAAUAUACCCUCCCCUCUCUGCCCUUCUUAUAUACAAAUUUUUAAGCUGUCAUUCCUUCCUAGUUCCUUGUUUUAAUCCGAAAGGCUGUCACAGCAAUUUCUUGACAGACCAGGGGACACUUCUGUGCCCUUUGAGUGAAUAUGCUCUGAGUCCUUGCUUGGUCUUAAGAAGAUGAAGAUAAUUAGCACAAAGAGGUUGAACUGGGAGGUUGGGAUCAUAAAAGAUGAGUCCUGUCUUGCAGACUUUUUUUUACUGGUGGGCGUGUGUGUGUUUUGGAGUUCAUUUUUUGUUAGCAGUAAGACAUGCUUUUCAUUAUGUGUGUUUUUCUUUUUGGGGAAAAUGAAAUGUUUCUAACAAAAUGAGCUAGAAAGAAAAUUCCAUCUUGAGACAUCUGUAGUUGAUGCAAAAUAUUCUAUAAUACUCAAUUAUGGUAUUUACAUAUUUUCAGAGAAAUUCUUUUUUUGGUUUGCUUGAUAAGAUUGAGGAAGCCUUUCUGCAGUCUGUAAUUAUAGAAACACUGAAAGUCUCUAGGCUGUAGCUGGGGCUGGGGAGAGAGUUCAGGAGCUAGGGCCAGCCGUAUCUGUGCUGUGGGCAGAGCAGGACUUCAGGCACAGCUGGAUCCUGUAAGUUCUGGUUUAAAUCUUUCUGUUGCCUCCGGGAAGAGUUUUCAAAACCCUCUUUUCCUUGACCUGAAUGGAAACUAGUUCCAUUGUGCUUUCCACUGGUCCUUUGGGGAGCCCGAAUUAGCACGUGAGUGAACGAUAGGAAAGCUUUUUUGGUGCUUUUUAUUUUAUUUUUGAGGGGCCGGGGCGUCAGUGAUGAACCUUUCUGGUUAGAGAACCACAUACACCGUUUCUAUCAUGAGAUUUCGAAUGUUAAAUCCAUUGACCUUUUCGGAACUACCAAGUCGACAGGCCAAAAACACACAGUACGGUGGCACAAUCGAUAACAUUGAAAGGUGAAUUUCUUCAGUCCGUAUGGGCUGGUCUCAUGUUAUCUUGCUUUGCUACAAAUGUUAAAACUAAAAACGUGCAUUUGUGUCCUCAAGAGAUUAUGCAGAGCUGUUUUCGUUGCUAAAGGUGUCAAAGUGUGCAGCCCAUGAAUCUAGGGCUUUAUAAUCUGGGAGGGAGAUUCCUAAGGCAGCAUGGACUGAAAUAACACUUUUAAAGUUAAAGUUGACUUUAACAUGUAGAAGGCCAUAUUUUAAUUAGAAGUUGUUUGAUGUGCGUACAGAACCUCAUGUAUCUUCUCUCGUGGAAUUUCUGACUUACAGGCGGUGCUGAAUUUCAGGAGUAAAGGACGCUGGUAGCAAUUUGUUUUAAAGCAACAAAUUGUAAAUUGCUGUUUGACUCAAGUCAUUUUGUAAAUCCAAAUAAACGAAGAUCUUUAUUGUCAAGAAACAUUAUCUUCUAAGCUUGGCCGUCUACCUUAAAGAAGGGGAAGUGAAAGGGUGAAACGUGAGACGGAAAGAGUUGGCAGGGUAGGUGGGCUCAGACAGCACCUGGGUUUUGCACCAAAGUUUCAAAUAGGAAUAAAUAAGAAGGAAGACCACUCACAAGAGGAUGUAGGAAAGACUUACCAGAAAGUAGCAGCUCUGCUGCCCAAUACAGUGCCUUCAAAAUGAUUCUCUGUGUGAACUGCAUGCAAUUUCAUGUAACCAUAAAGUGUAACCUGUACGUGCAUGUGUCUAGAAUGUGUACAGUUAAGAUUCAGCAGAAAAGGGGCCUAGCUCUGUCACUUGGAUGGAUCAGCGAGCCCGCUGAAGUCAUCGGACUUAAGGUGACUUAGGUUUGUGUCAUCCGACCCCUGCAUUGGCAUUAAGCAACCAUAUCGUUGAAAUCUGAUCCAUUUCUCUAUUUCUUUCCUACUUUGCAGCUUUGCUGGUUUUAACUGCUUCACCCUUCUGCUUCUUGGUAUCCUUUCUUCUUUUGAAAUAAAAAGAUGAAAUGCUUAA